Molecule: messenger RNA, 1101 nt
Organism: Pipistrellus kuhlii (Kuhl's pipistrelle)
Lineage: Eukaryota; Metazoa; Chordata; Mammalia; Chiroptera; Vespertilionidae
Gene: TP53TG5
Product: TP53 target 5
Exons: 3
Coding region: 186-881 (231 amino acids)
Source: RefSeq, a predicted model, not a curated record
AGGGAGCGCUGAGGGGUGAAGGGAAAUCAGGAGUUGGAAUGGUCUCCCUAGUUCUGCCCCCAAACAGAGGUUAAAACUCUGAGUCUGGGGUUACUCAAAUCAUGCUGAGCCAGAUGGAGAGGUAUAAUGGAGGCAUUUAGGGAUGGGGUUUUUCCGUGUUAGCGUUCCCUCUCUCUUUCUCUCAGAUGCAAGAUGAGAAACCACGUGACAAGAUACAGCAGCCUAUCAGCAAAUUAACUGAGCAGAACCAACUUAGAAUGGUGUUAAAAAACUUGUCACUCUUGAGGAUACUCAAGAAUUCAAACCCUCGGAUCCAAGAACUAUAUGGCCUGGCCAGAAGGUGUUGGAAUUCACUGCUCAACGUUCGGAAGAUCCUCCAGACCUCCUCCAGGAACAACACUGUGCGCACUAAAAUGGGCCAGAAUAAUGAAGGACUCCAAGAGGCUAAGUGCUCCCAGAAGAAACUGAAGCCCAAGAACUUAGGGAAGCCUAAGGAGUUGAAGUCCAAGGUGAGGGUGCUGGAGAAGAAAAAGGUCCAGCAGUCACGUGCAGCAGUACCCGAGGGAGGAGAAGAACAGAUGGAGACUGAGAUCCCAAAGACAUCAGGGGGUCAUGGCUUGAUCACUUGCCCUGGAGCCUGGGGGAGGCAACUACCCACUGGAGACCCUGGAGUCAUCUUCCUGAAGCCCCACCAAGGGGACAAGGAGCAGCUGGAGGUAGCUGACCAGUGGAACUGGUUUGAGGGGCUGCCCAGGCGAAUCCACCUCCCAGGACCCCGGGUGAUGUGCAGACCAUCCACCAUGCGCUUAGUCAAGCGCUGCUGUACCCGUUUCUGCUCUGCAUCACUUGAGCUGCCGAUGCACCAUCCAUACAGGGUAUGAUAAAGUCACUGCCAGGACAGGGUGAGGAUGCAGGCCUCAAGCCAGGCCCAGAGCUGGGCCCAGAAACAGAGGCCUUAGAAUACAGUCUUGGGGGCUGUUGCUGGCAGUGCUGGGAGGCCCCACCUUUAUGACUAGAAAGGGAAGCUCAGAGAGGGGCAAACCAUUGACCAAGACCACACACCAGCCUAGUGGCGAGGCUGGAGCCUCUCAGGAUCCAAGG